Molecule: messenger RNA, 1893 nt
Organism: Salvelinus fontinalis (brook trout)
Lineage: Eukaryota; Metazoa; Chordata; Actinopteri; Salmoniformes; Salmonidae
Gene: arpc4
Product: actin related protein 2/3 complex, subunit 4
Exons: 6
Coding region: 101-607 (168 amino acids)
Biological process (GO): actin filament polymerization; Arp2/3 complex-mediated actin nucleation
Cellular component (GO): Arp2/3 protein complex; actin cytoskeleton
Molecular function (GO): actin filament binding
Source: RefSeq, a predicted model, not a curated record
AAGUCUUGUACAUGGUGUGUUCCGGUUAGUGCAUAGGGUCAUGAAAAAGCCAUGACAAGUGUACUACUUCCGUCUUCUCCCCCCCAGCGGAUAUAGAGAAAUGACAGCGACUCUGCGCCCGUACCUCAACGCUGUGCGUGCCACGCUGCAGGCCGCCCUCUGUCUGGAGAACUUCUCCUCUCAGGUGGUGGAGCGCCACAACAAGCCAGAGGUGGAGGUCCGGAGCAGUAAAGAGUUGCUGCUGCAGCCAGUCAUCAUCAGUCGUAAUGACAAGGAGAAGGUUCUUAUCGAGGGCUCCAUCAACUCGGUCCGAGUCAGCAUCGCUGUCAAGCAGGCGGAUGAGAUUGAGAAGAUCCUUUGCCAUAAAUUCAUGCGCUUCAUGAUGAUGAGAGCUGAGAACUUCUUCAUCCUGAGGAGGAAACCGGUGGAGGGUUAUGACAUCAGUUUCCUCAUCACCAACUUCCACACGGAGCAGAUGUACAAGCACAAGCUGGUGGACUUCGUCAUCCACUUCAUGGAGGAGAUCGACAAGGAGAUCAGCGAGAUGAAGUUGUCUGUCAACGCCAGGGCCCGUAUCGUCGCAGAGGAGUUCCUAAAAAAUUUCUAAGAAAAUUCCCAAACAUUCCUUACGCUGAUCACGACCGUCAUCAUGGUUUCUGAGGGGUCCGCAUCACAGGACGGAGAGAGGGAGGGGCAAACAUUGUGACCAGUCAUUCGCAAUGGAAAAAAGUAAAGAUGCAUCAGACCAAUGGGAUGUUGCCCUACAUCAUUGAGGUAUCCCUGUGCUCAGAAAUAUUGAUGUUUGUACAUAAUUAAUAUUCACAGCCUCGUUUAAUUUCUGCCUUUUAGAACAAAGCAUUAAAUCAGGGUGGGUCCUUAAAAUAAAAUCCUAAUCAAUAUUAAUGAGCACAGGGAAAUGCAUGGAGAUUUAAGAUAAUUUAAACACUUUUUUUUUAAAAUAUAUAUAUAAAUAUUAUAUUCACAGAAUGUUUUGCUAAAUUUUUGUUACGACACCUGUUUCUUGUCUUAAUACACACAGAGCAGACCCUAUCAUUGAUGGAAAUGAUUGUGAUAAGUGCUGGCAGUGAUUAAUAAAUCCCUUUAUUGUUUGUUUUUUUGCUGUGUUAUUUUACUAUAAUAGUGUAUUGCUUGGACCUGUAUCUUUAUGAUGAGAAAUUUGACAUUGCAUUCAUUAAUCAAACUACACUGCUCAAAAAAAUAAAGGGAACACUUAAACAACACAAUGUAACUCCAAGUCAAUCACACUUCUGUGAAAUCAAACUGUCCACUUAGGAAGCAACACCGAUUGACAAUACAUUUCACAUGCUGUUGUGCAAAUGGAAUAGACAAAAGGUGGAAAUUAUAGGCAAUUAGCAAGACACCCCCAAAAAAGGAGUGAUUCUGCAGGUGGUGACCACAGACCACUUCUCAGUUCCUAUGCUUCCUGGCUGAUGUUUUGGUCACUUUUGAAUGCUGGCGGUGCUUUCACUCUAGUGGUACCACCUGCAGAAUCACUCCUUUUUUGGGGGUGUCUUGCUAAUUGCCUAUAAUUUCCACCUUUUUUCUAUUCCAUUUGCACAACAGUAUGUGAAAUUUAUUGUCAAUCAGUGUUGCUUCCUAAUUGGACAGUUUGAUUUCACAGAAGUGUGAUUGACUUGGAGUUACAUUGUGUUGUUUAAGUGUUCCCUUUAUUUUUUUGAGCAGUGUAUUUACAUACUAUAGAAAUUUGGGUAAAUUUGUGGAUGAAAUGUCAGCUAGCUUGUUGGGACCUGUCAGAUAAAAUGUUUGUUUCUACGUUACAUGCCAUAGUAGAUAUAUUACAACUGUAUGAUGCAUGAGAAUGGCACCUUGUUAGCUACUACAUCAUGAAUACCAUAAAUAUCCUCAACUAUC